GUAACACCUGGUCUAGCUUGCCACUCCGAGAACAAGUGUUUGCCUUUUAGUUGACUUAUGGCCACACUGUUCACAACAUCAGGUUCGGUUUCACUAAAAUCUUAAGCAUUGUGCAGAUUCAAAGGUUGGGGUGUAGUAGAGUGAGGCGUCGUAACAGACUUAUUGUGUGUGCUGAAGAAGGGUUACCUGUGUCGAGGAACUGAGGGAACUCAGCAGGUGUGGUUGAGAUGGCACUAUCGCUCUCUGUUCUGUGUUCGGUAGUCCUAGGGGUGGCGGCCCUAAUGCUGAUCAUCAACAACCAGAACCUCAGGAAACUAACAGAGGAACAAGAGAACCACAUACAUACCAGGAUGGACGACAAAGAUAAGAAGUUAAAAAUGUGCAAGGAAUCACUGGACAAAUCCAAUGCCCACAUAGCUGAAGUGGAACUAGCCAUGCAGACGGAGACCCAGAAGGUUGUUGAGAUAAAGAAGAACCUGGAGGAAAUGAAAAUACAGAUGGGGAAGAUGAUGAACAGGGACAAGACAAUGCAGCAAAUGCAGCACGAACUUGAGGAGGCACAGACGAAGGAACAAAAUGUCAGGCUACAACUGCGAGAAGCUGAAGCUGCUCUAGAUAAAUUGGCGAAGGAAAAGGAGUCAGGGAAACUUAAAAAAAAUGUAAUAGUGUGACACGAAGAUUUUCCUGUGACAAUUUCUAAAUGUUAUUUCAUACUUUUUUUCUGCCCACUUUUGAACAAUUAUGAGUGACAUUAUGCAGGGUUGAAGUUGUAGAAAAUUAACAAGUGGAACGCUCACAUUAGAAUACUUCGAUAUUCAAAUUGUGAACAGCAGUCCCCUUUUAUUAGUAGUAUUUUUGUGUGUGAAGUUAUAUCAUAAAACCUUUACACCCAAGUCCUGGUUCUGUGCAAUAUGAUAGUAUUACAGCGUUGGCCAGGUACUUAUGCGUGGAUACGAAAUUAGCAAACUUUUACAUUUGGGAUACUCCUUUCCCUUUUUUAUACCAGUUUAGUACGUUUUGAAACUUUAUUCCCAAUUCCAUUCGAGACUUAUGGAAACCAGUUAAGAUUAUAAUUCUGGAGAAACGUCACAAGUGGAGUUCCCCAAGGCUCAAUACUCGGACCAACAUUAUUUAUUAUAUACAUAAACGACAUAGAUAUCGGCGUUGACAGCAACA
Homarus americanus (American lobster) is the source of this 1176-nucleotide messenger RNA. RefSeq lists its product as uncharacterized. Bases 228 to 671 code for a protein of 147 amino acids. Lineage: Eukaryota; Metazoa; Arthropoda; Malacostraca; Decapoda; Nephropidae. The transcript has 6 exons. The record is from RefSeq and is a predicted model, not a curated record.